AUGGGGCCCGAUUCGAAGCGAAAAUUUCGUCUCAUUCAUCGACUUCUUGUGUUCGGUGCUGCAGUGUGGUACAUUAUCAUCUCCUUGAUGGCGACCGAUGCUGCGUUGGACAUUCUAAAAGAUGAAGCGCACUACGAUAGUGGUCUAAUUCACUUUGUAUCGCCACUAAUCGCUGGUUAUGCUGGAACGAGCACGAUCCGAAAGGGUCCACUUGUGGUGGAUGUUCUGGGAGACUCCACUACACCGAAAGCCUCUGGAACACUUUUUCUAGAGUCCGAAUCGAAUUCGUCAUUUACGCAGUGCUCGGCAGUCGUUGAGGGCGAGGGAGUGGACAUUUACACCGAUAAAUACUUGCGCUGGAUGUUCGAAGUUCUUCAGAACAAGACGGCUUACAACAUCUCACUAUUGGACGAAGUUGAACUUGUGCUACCAGUUGUAGACUGCCAGCUGCAUGUCAUCCGCAGUGGGAGCGCUGCUAUCGCUCGAGUGAACUACCUCGUACGCUAUAAAGACGACACAGAGCGUGUCUUGCUACUACCGACGUCAUUUUCAAUUCAGGACUACUAUAUCUCUGAACAGUACGAACGCGGAGCAGCGUUAUUGGUAGAAUUCUCGGUAGUUGAGGAUACGGCGUCGGAAGACCCAGUGCCGCACCAUUUCGCAAUUGCACUCGACUAUCCGUACGAGUACAAACCAGACUUUGAAGUUUGUACAUUUUACAAUCACACUUCCGAGGGAUUUUGGUCGUUUGAGACGAUACCUCGAGAUUCGUUCAUGAGACCCCCAAAGCCGCUACUUACAGCUCGACAGCUUGGCUUCUAUCUCGAUAAAGAGACUUCGCAGGUGAACCGGAUCAAUUUCUAUUGGGUCCCAAUCGAUGAUCCAGCCUCUGCGCUGACGUACUGGAACUGGCGUGGCGAUGCUGUUAUCCGCGAUAACUGGGCCUGGGUACACAUUAUCCACCUGUUCUUCGCCAUCGACGUAAUGUUCCAGCUGAGUCUUCUGUUAUUCCUAGUGUAUCGCAGCAUUUUGCAAAAGCAUUUCUGGAUUGGAGAUGCCUUUGCAUCCAUUUCGAAUGCACUACUAUACCGUGGCAUCUACGUGAUCAUUUCUAACCACGUGAACGGAUACUGGACCCUCACCGAAUUCUGUCUAGCCCUCGCUGACGGUAUCAAUGGAAGCAAUAAUGUCAAGUAUCGUCCUGAACUAGCACACGCGGAUAUGCUCACAAUCUACCUCAACAUUGUAAGCGUGCUCAGCUAUCUGCUACGCGAGCGAAUUGACCCAAUUUUUGUGUUAGUUUGCUUCGAGAUUGGCUUCAACUCCCGAGAAGCUAUGACCAAACUCUUCCCAUCGCUGAAAGAAAUGCUCAUCGACUAUUCGAACACUGAAGCGACCUUUGGUCUAGUGGCAGUGGAUGAUUUCUUGUCCAAGUUGUCUCCCAUGCGCCUUUGGACUGUGCAUCCGAUUCAUCAAAAUGUGUGGCCGCUGCUCACUGUCACGUUUGUGCUCAUCUACAGCACUAUACUGGUUAUCUUGAUUUACGUGGUUCUGCGCAAACUAUGGAGAUAUUAUUCUCUGAGAUUUCAAGUGGGCAGCCAGGAUGGAAGCGCUUCCAGACGUCAAAGCUCUGGUUUGUUCCGCAGUGACUCGGAGCCACGUGAGCAGAUGCAGUUUGAGACAGCGACAGGCUCCGUACUGAAGAAUCGCUUUGGUAUCUUGUCGACGUACAAGAACUACACGUACAUCAAUGGUCGCAGAUUCACAUCAGGGGAUGCAAUCUACUGCAACGGAUUCGUGGUUGCUAACGACAAAUUCGUCAUUGCUACGGAGGAUUUAAUAGGCACCGGUGUGAACCAAACGGCUCGCCUCGUGUACCCGACUACAAUUUCCUGGCAUGAUCUGGCCAAGGUGAGCGUCAGUCCGUUGUCGUAG
This is a messenger RNA of Phytophthora infestans T30-4, 1935 nucleotides long. RefSeq lists its product as uncharacterized. Lineage: Eukaryota; Oomycota; Peronosporomycetes; Peronosporales; Peronosporaceae. The transcript has 3 exons. The coding region runs from base 1 to 1935 and encodes 644 amino acids. The record is from RefSeq and is a predicted model, not a curated record.